Messenger RNA from Lytechinus pictus (painted urchin), 3572 nucleotides. RefSeq lists its product as uncharacterized. The transcript is spliced from 9 exons. The record is from RefSeq and is a predicted model, not a curated record. Gene Ontology annotation, cellular component: nucleus. Lineage: Eukaryota; Metazoa; Echinodermata; Echinoidea; Temnopleuroida; Toxopneustidae. Bases 226 to 2634 code for a protein of 802 amino acids. Gene Ontology annotation, biological process: regulation of transcription by RNA polymerase II; positive regulation of DNA-templated transcription; cell fate specification. Gene Ontology annotation, molecular function: DNA-binding transcription factor activity, RNA polymerase II-specific; RNA polymerase II cis-regulatory region sequence-specific DNA binding.
UGUAUUUUUUAGGAGUUAUGAAUGAUAACUAUUUUAUACAAUUACAAAUAUCUAGAAAUAAUAAGUUGAGAGAGAAAUGUCAUAUUUAGAAGAAUUGCAACUGUUUCAUCCUUUGUCAAUCCUUUAUAUUCCACGAAACGCGCAAAUAUAUCGCCCAUCCUUUCUGAAACACCGCUAAACUCGAUCAAGGAGUAGUAUUAUUUCUUUAAUUUGUACUCUUUUGGGAUGUCGCUUUCAGAGCGAGCAAGAGCAUUUUCCAUCGACGCAAUUUUGUCGUCAACGAAAUCUCCAGAAAAGGUAGAUAACGACAAUGUUGACGCUUACAGGCCGACGUUUCAUCCAGGCGUCCUCAAGGCUGACGAUGUCACCCACGACACUGACUACGAACGACGAUACGAAGAGGAUUAUAAUCCUACCGGGUUUGAAUUCAAUAGUGAUAUUCAUUUCCAGCCACGGAUGUCAUUGUGGAGAGGACGAAAGGCAUCAGUCUCAUCGAGCACAUCGACGUUGAAUUCAGCCUCGUCAACGACUGAUGUCAACUUCGGUAGCUCACACAGUAUCCGCAGAAGCUCAGACGAAGCCGAUGGCGCGUUUCCAGGCACCCCCUUCGGGAGCCGUUUGGGAUCGCUGGCUGUUAGUGACGAUUCCUUAAAUUACGAAGACCCGAUGAUCGUAGGCGAUAUCGACGAUGACGCCCAUCCGAUCAGUUCGACAGUUAAUGGGAUAACGAUCACGUUGGCGCAGUCUUCUUUGUGGAGGAGGUUCCACGAAUGUGAGACAGAGAUGAUUAUCAACAGGUCGGGAAGGAGAAUGUUUCCAUGUUUUGCAGUUACGUUGUCAGGUUUACAACCGGAUGCCCUUUAUCGAAUUUCUGUGUCUAUCACGUCAGAAAACCGGAGUCGCUAUAAGUUCAUAAAUGGAAAAUGGCUGGCUGUUGGCAAAGCCGAUCCGGAGGUUCCAAACGAACCCUACGAGCAUCCUCUGUCGCCAAACCGUGGCCUCUUCUGGGAGAGCAACGUCGUGAGCUUUGUAAAACUCAAGAUCACCAACAACAAGGACACCAAAGCGAAAAAUCAAAUCGUUCUGCAUUCAAUGCAUACUUACACUCCUCGACUGUUCAUUGAACGACUAUCUGACGAACCAUCUCCAAACAAUUCCAAAGGAGAGAGAGACUUGACGUCCGGACCGUCGUCAUCGUCUCAUUCGACCUCGAUAUCAUCUCCUUCUACCUGGAUGCACAUGCAGACAUCAGACUCCUCAUCCAACGACACAGCAUCGACGUCGACAGGGGUCAGGCAUCCAGCGGGUUCCAUGUCGUCACCGAUGACGAGAAGCCCAUCACACGAUCACCGAUUGGAAGAGAAGACAUGCAUAUCAUUCCCGGAGACAUCUUUCAUCGCUGUGACUGCAUACCAGAAUGAUCAAAUCACUCAGUUGAAGAUACAGAACAACCCGUUUGCAAAGGCAUUCAGAGAUGCCGAAGUCGCGGCAAUGUUACAAGGAUCUCCCAUGUUCCCGGUUGAGCACCAUCUACUUGCUGAUUACAGAGAGCGAGGAGCUUUUUCAUCAACCCAUUCACUAAAUGGUCACAUGAUUGGCAAGAGAAGAAUCGGUUUACCCGUUAACAUGCAGCGCUUAAUACCUCACCUCGGUGUCGUUCCGGGUCAUCAUCAACCACCACCCAUGGCCAGAUCAAUGGCGAAUAUGCGAGCAGAAACCAAUGACAGUCCUAACCCAAAUCUUCUUGGACAUGACCUGAACUGGAAGGUGUCAUCUGCGACUAACCUUGCUGGAAGGGUCAACGAAGGUGCGAUCCAUGAGAGUUGUGGAUUCCUUCCGAGCCUAAGUUUAUCACAAAGAGCAAACAGUGAUGUAGAACUGUCCGCCAAAGCCAAUGCCAGUAGGAACCAGUCGUUGAUCUCUUCUUUCCCAUUCGGAGGUCUGGGCAUGGGUUCCGAUGGAGGGUUUAGGAAACGCGCCCUUUCAAAUCUUGGAGAUAAUGGAAGAGAAUCUGAUAAGUGGAUGCUUAGGAAUUCUUUGAUAGAUGCAUCUCGGUUCUCGGAUAAGGAACAGACCACCAAGCUCUACAAAUCGCUACCGUGGUUCUUAGAUUCCCCUCAGAUAAUUGUAAGCGAUACGGCUAAGGCGGAAGGUCAAGAAACACCAUCCAUGCCAUCGGCAGAAGCUAAGCCAGUCCCCUCUUCUUUUGAUGAUAAAAUGAGCACAGAUGAUCGAAAUACGAAAAGGAAUUCGGCGGGUAAAUUGGAUAUAGGGGACAUUCCGAAUGCAGAAGAAUCCGGAGGUUCAUCUGGGAAACUGAUGGUCCCGCCAAACCAGGCCUCUUUGACCCCGAAUCAGCGAUAUCAUUUAGUAAUGAAUAGAGGGGACCUUACGAGACGCGUGACCAUCCACACCACGGAUUCCUUCCGAUCGCGCAUCAGAGAUUCGCCGGUGAUGAAGCCCCGGCGAAGUCUGGAUUUGGCAGAGAUGUCAGCAAGUCUCUACCACUUCCGGGGCUCCAGCCACUCGCCAAGGCUGGGCAAAAGGGAUAGUGUGCUUGGUACGGAGUAUACUGGGUCGUGUGGAAGCCUGAACGAAGAAACACCAGAAGAUCCAAUGGAACCACACCAUUAAGAUUGGGGUGCGAAUAUGCUUUUGCAGACACGCCCACCCACACCCACACGCACAUUCCCAUCCCACACACAAAUAUGACUCUUAUUAUGUGGGUUUCUAUUUUACUUGUCAGUGGUAUUUGUCGGUUGCCUGAGUUCGGUAAGUCGUUUCUAUUCACUUCAAUUCAACUGAAAUCAAUUAAGUUACGAUCUAUUCACCAAUAAUAGUCGAAUUAUGUUGAAUUCUAUUUAGGGCCUUUUCACACGUGAAUCUUGAAUCAUCAUUGUAAUAAUGAUUGCUAUUGUAAUUGUUACUGUGGUUAGCGUUCGUGAUUCUAAUCAUGUUCUAGUUUGGUUUCACACGUGCUAAAUAUCCGUCAUUAGCCUUAUUUUUCACUGGAAUCAUCAUUCAAAUUACGAUUUUUUUUUACCGUAUGAUUAGUUCCGAUCACUUCCGUUUAGUUUAGUUUUGUCAAGUUUCUUACCCUUUAGUUAUUAUUAUUAUGCGUGUUUCCAUUCAAUUCUGUUCAGAUCAGCUCAGUUGAGUUGAUCUGAGUUCUGUUAGUUUUGUUCAGUUAAAAUCAAAUAGGCAUACGGUUCAAUACUUCAGUUCAUUUCAACUCUGUUGUGUUCAGUUACAUUCAAUUUAGGUCAGUUUUGUUAUAUUUAGUUCCGUUCAGUUCAGUCGUGUUCAGUUACGUUCAAUUCAAUUCAAGUCAUUAAUUCCGGAAGCUUAACAAUGCCAACCAGAUUAGGAAAUGAUUGAGAGACAACAAGAAGGGUUAAAUAAUGAAAAGACGGGUUGUUGAAACUUGGCAAGUCGAUUUGUAUGGGACAAGAAAACAAAAUGACGAAUUGUUGAAAAUGCAAGUCGACUCGUUUGGGAUGAUGAGUUGUCGAAAUUUUGAAAAUCGACUUGUUUUGGACAGGAAGACGAGAUCGGUUUUGUUCAUUUACAUU